CUCGCAUGCUCACGAAGCUUGUGCAUGAAGAAGUCGAAACCUUCGACGAUCGGUGACGAUCAUGCUGUCGUGAAUGUCCUGACCAAUACGUCCCUGUGGCUGUCCAUCGCUCAGUUCCAGACAGGUCUACCCCGCCAUUUCCAUCCCAUUGUGCGCGACAUCCGCGUUGUCGCCGCGUCCAUGUGGGACCCACACAGAUUACUCGGACCCCAAACCUUCCAGGAACAGUCCAGCAUCAAGUACCAUGCAUGGUUUGCCGAGUAUGGGCUCCAUGCCGUCCGUGUUCUGCAGCAAAAGUGCAUGCGAGAUUUUGUCGUGUACACGUCGUUCAUCGGCCACAUCAGUUCCCUCGCGGCCCUACUCCCAACAUCUUUGAAGUUCAGUGUGACCUCCGUCGACUUGACACGUGUAUGGAAAUUUGCCGCGCGGAAUGGCCAUUUGCCUGUCAUUCAGUACCUCCAUAUGCACCAAUUCCCCGGAUGUACGUCGCAUGUGAUGGACACUGCCGCCGGCAACGGCCAUCUCGACAUUGUGUCGUUCCUGCAUUCGUUUCGAGGCGAAGGUACGCGAUCUCAACCACAUCCACGUAUCCUCAUAGCCCUUCUUCCUCUCUAGGUUGUACGAAGGAAGCGAUGGACGCGGCGUCAUUCAAGGGCUUCCUGGACGUCGUUCAAUUUCUGCAUCGUCACCGGAAGGAAGGGUGCACAAAGUCCGCCAUGACGUGGGCCGCACGCUUGGAUCAACUGCAAGUGGUUCGUUUCCUCGACGAGAAUCGCACGGAAGGAUGCACGAAGAAGGCGCUGGACUGGGCUGCCAAGCACGGGCACCUGAAUGUCGUCAAGUAUCUCCAUGAACAUCGCCAGGAAGGGUGUCCCGAGAAGGCUCUUCUGGAAGCUGCCAAGGCCGGACACAUGCACAUCGUCCGGUACCUCGCGCUUCAUGCGAAGGAUUUGCAUGCGUGGAUGCAUCGAGCCAUGCAGACGGCGGUGGCGGCGGGACACUUGAAGCAUGUGCGGGCGCUGGUGGAGCAAGGCGGGCGAUGUGCUACAUCAAACGACAUGGGCCACGUCGUGGAAGCCGCGCUCGAAACCGCCAUGGACACUGGGCACACGGCCAUCGCUCAUUAUUUACUAGUAUGUUAUUCUCAGCUAACCGUGCUAAAGUAACUUUUUCAAGGACA
Aphanomyces astaci is the source of this 1180-nucleotide messenger RNA. RefSeq lists its product as hypothetical. The coding region runs from base 249 to 1166 and encodes 305 amino acids. The record is from RefSeq and is a predicted model, not a curated record. Gene Ontology annotation, molecular function: protein binding. The transcript has a single exon. NCBI's taxonomy places the organism in Eukaryota, Oomycota, Saprolegniomycetes, Saprolegniales, Verrucalvaceae.